AUGCCCAGAAUAUUUAUCUUCACCCAUCAGUGCCAGACAAAUGGUGUUGGUCUGUCGGUAGUAAAGGGAAAUAUUCAGUGGCGUCUUGCUAUGAGUGGUUGCUUAAUCAGGCGUUCGCUUCCUACUAAGGUUCUUCGUCACCGGCGGCAUCUAGAAACAACGGGUGCUUGCACGAUUUGCGGGGAUGGAACGGAGACCUGGGUGCACAUGUUCUUCGAGUGCCCGUGGACUACGCAGGUUUGGGCCAGGUUAGUUCGUUGUGGUUUUCCCUAUUGGCUGGCCCACACGAUACCCCGUGAUAGCCAUGGUCUGGAUUUCAUCGUUAAUGCGCCGGUGGGUAUGCGAUUUGCACUUUGGUUUAUAUGGCUGGAACGUAAUAACAAGGUGUUCGGGAAUCCUUAUAAUUCUCCCUUUGCUGUAGUUAAGGAAAUUCUUUCAUUUUUUCAAUGGUGGAAGGAUGCACGGCUGCGGGCAGAUAGGCUCAUGGAUGGGGUUAGCCAUGACAUUAUGCCGAAAACAGUAACAUGGAACCCCUUUUAUUGUAUGGGUAUGAUCUUGCAUACGGACGGUUCGUCCAUGGGUAAUCCGGGUCCUUCCGGCUUUGGAGUUGUCUUGCACACUCAUGAGGGGGUGUGGAUUGAAGGCAUUUCAGGGAACAUUGGCAUUGCAGACAAUACGUUGGCCGAGGUGAUUGCUAUUCUCGAAGGGCUAACUUUAGCAGUGGCUCGGGGGUGUACAACUCUUACCUGCUACUCGGACUCACAAGAGGCCCUCAGGUUGAUUAACACGGCAACAGUUCCUAAUCAUGUUAUGGGGGGGCUGAUCAUGAACAUCAGGGACAAGAUUAGCUCGAUCGCAAAUUUACGGUUUUUCCACAUUUGGAGGGAGGGAAAUUCCGUUGCAGAUCGCUUGGCAAGGAGAGGAUCCAAGGAGGAAGCUUUCUUCACUACUUGGGCUUUUCCCCCGGACGAUCUUCUCACUCUGUUGGCUAAGGACGCAGCUAUGUUUCCUUACCCGCGCUUAUAA
Molecule: messenger RNA, 1026 nt
Organism: Striga hermonthica
Lineage: Eukaryota; Viridiplantae; Streptophyta; Magnoliopsida; Lamiales; Orobanchaceae
Source: the annotation of a GenBank genome assembly